Molecule: messenger RNA, 1908 nt
Organism: Triticum aestivum (bread wheat)
Lineage: Eukaryota; Viridiplantae; Streptophyta; Magnoliopsida; Poales; Poaceae
Source: RefSeq, a predicted model, not a curated record
CGCGGUGUCGUUCAUUAUCUGGCAUCAAACUUUGAUGUACCCUCAAGGGCUAUUGAACUCCCCAAUGGGUUCAAGUUCACAAUCACACCCUACUGCAUACACCAGGUCCUGGGGAUACCACUUGGCGGCAGAACCAUAGAGAAGAAGCAAAACCCAGCACUUAGAUCACUGAUUGCUCAACAGACAAAAUGCAAAGGAAACUACCCAACCAUAAACGAGCUGGAUAACUUGAUACAACCUAGGCUAGAUGGAGAUUCAUUCAAAAGGAUUUUCACAAUGUAUGCGCUCACCGUGCUCCUCUGCCCUUCAAGCCAUGGGGCUGCUAGUCCAGAUUACUACCACAUUCUGGAAGACCCUGAACAGAUUGGCUCAUUCGACUUCUGCACGGCUGUCCUUGACAAGCUUGUGGCGUCAAUUGAUAGCUACAAGGCUGGAGCCACAACGGUGCUCGCCGGGGAUCUCUUAACACUCACGAUCAUAUACUUUGAAUUUCUUGACACCGACAUCAUGCCGGUCACAAGCAAGCGGCCACGGAUUUCACUUUGGACGUCUGAAAUUGUAGCAGAAUAUGAAAGGCGGGACUGCACAAGCAGCGAUAAAUUGCUUUAUGGCAGGCUCCCGACAAAGCGUGUCUCGGAAACACCCUUCGGUCAAAUCAACAGACAGCCAAAAGUCACACUAGGUGCCUCGUAUGAUGAACUCCUGCAGUUCACCCUCUCAAUUGUUCCAGAGGAAAACCACCAGAUGGUUUUAGACAAGCUUCCAAAGAUUAUGCAUAGCAUGCAGAGCGAGCUUUUUGAUUCAAUGCAAAAUGUACUCGCCAAGAACUUUAUGAACCUGCUGAAACUGAUGUCGUCAAUGCAUUCUUCAUCGCCUAGCAAAAAACAAAAUAGCACAGACAAAGAUUCAAGUUGCGUGCCCAUUUCAGAGGCUCCGACGGUUCCUUGUGGUAGCCACUCCAGCUUGCAAAUGACAAGUACCACACUGGCUGAAAGAAAACAGGAUAAGCCUGAAGCAAAAACAGGGGCAGAAUGUGGCUCAGGGCAGGAAACAGAGCACGUUUUUACAGCUGAAGAAACAAAGCCAUUGUCUGAAGUACAAAGGAAGAACAACAAAGCCCCCGUACCCGUGCUCUUGAGUUUUUGAGGAUACAAGUGAUGAAGUUUUGGCGGAAUGGGACAAACAAGCAUGUGCCAAUGCCAGGGUACCCAACGUUGAAAGCCUACUUCGAAUAAUUGACACAAUACCAAUUUCGACCGACCCAGACAUGCCGCGCUGCACGGAAGCAUUGGAGGGGAUGUACCCACAGAAGGUGCAGGUUGGAGAUACCGAGGCUGAACCUACCCACACUUUUAGCUUGCUUUCUUAUGUUCUUGACGAGAAAGCAUUUUGGCACCGACCGCUGAGUCCACGAGAGCCAGAUUUAUUAACCUGCAGGGAGCUCAAUCUGUUCGAAGAAUGGAAGGUCUCUACCAAGGUUGAUGGUAGUGAAGGUCCAACCAGCAGUGACCCUAUCAGGACGACAGAGGACAUCACUAAUAGAAACAAAAGGACGACAUGCAUGUCCUUAAACGAGACGGCUGACAACUGCGUUGCUUUGAAAAAAAGGGCAAGGAUGUUUCAGAACACAGAUGAGCUGUCGAGCAACAUUCAUCAUGAGAUGCCACACACUUUAGGAACUGUAAGCGCAUCAUCACACGAGAAAGAUCAGUCAUCAAGCGACGCUAAUCUUGGUCAGAUCCAACAAACACCGGUCCAUGGCACCUCUUCAGCUACCAACAAAGACUUCCCAUGGGACGACCCUGAUAUGGUAGCGCAGUUGAUCGAGUCUACCGAUAGGAUUGAGGAAGAGUGGUUUUCACAACAAAGACAAACUCAGUAUACCACAUCAGUUACACAAGACAUCCA